AUGACGAAAGAGUAAUUGGAAUGCUAACAUGGUCAAGGUACUCUACAGUUGCUGACAGUAAAUUAUGCUCCCAACGGCCGAUGCCAGAAUUGGUAAAUAUCUGAACAGGAUCAGCGGGAUCAAACCCUCCUUUCCGUUUGAUUCUGGUUUUAAAAACAGCCUAUCAAAUCAGGAGUGCAACUAACAAUUAUUAAUCCACGCAUUUGAAGUGUUUCCUUGUAGUGGUGGUAGUAGUAGUCAAGGUAGUAACAGUAAUUGUAUCAAUAGUAAUGGUAGUAGUAUUAGUAGUAGUAGUAGUAGUGACAAAAGUGAUAAUAGUAGUAAUACUGCCUUAUCAAUAAUGGUAGUAUCAACGGUGACGAUGAUGAUGACGAUGAUGAUGAUGAUGAUGAUGAUGAUGAUGAUGAUGAUGAUGAUGAUGAUGAUGAUGAUGAGGAUGAUGAUGAUGAUGAUGAUGAUGAUGAUGAUGAUGAUGAUGAUGAUGAUGAUGAUGAUGAUGAUGAUGAUGAUGAUGAUGAUGAUGAUAUGUUACAACACACCCGAAGCAACCAAAAGCCAAAUCGAUCUCACUCUCUAUCAGGUGCGUCCUGGAUAUAG
This is a messenger RNA of Spirometra erinaceieuropaei, 597 nucleotides long. NCBI's taxonomy places the organism in Eukaryota, Metazoa, Platyhelminthes, Cestoda, Diphyllobothriidea, Diphyllobothriidae. The record is from the annotation of a GenBank genome assembly.